Molecule: messenger RNA, 204 nt
Organism: Diaporthe amygdali
Lineage: Eukaryota; Fungi; Ascomycota; Sordariomycetes; Diaporthales; Diaporthaceae
Exons: 3
Coding region: 1-204 (67 amino acids)
Source: RefSeq, a predicted model, not a curated record
AUGAAGGUCACCGGCACCCUUGUUCUUCUCAGCGCCUUUUUUGGCAUUUCCAGCGCAGCUCUCUGCUCUUGUGACGGCAGUAACACCGAUUCAGCCACAUGUUGCGCUGACUUCUCUGGCUGGACUGGAUACGAAUGCGAGACAGAUCAGACCACCUACGCCAUCUGCUGCUCAGGCCUUGACCGCACGACUUCGUGCCGAUAA